Molecule: messenger RNA, 1516 nt
Organism: Drosophila navojoa
Lineage: Eukaryota; Metazoa; Arthropoda; Insecta; Diptera; Drosophilidae
Product: monocyte to macrophage differentiation factor
Cellular component (GO): membrane
Molecular function (GO): pore-forming activity
Source: RefSeq, a predicted model, not a curated record
UUAACAAAUUAAUUUGGCAGCUAGAUUGGUAAGGGUAGACAACAGAUGGGGCUUAUCAAAUUUCGCUUAGCUAAUCCGGAAUCAAUUCGACAUCGUCGCGACAAGUUCGAUAAGAACCAGCUGCUGAAAGCGAUCCACAGCUGCAGAGCGAGCUGGGAGCGGACGAUGAAUAAUCUACUGCAGGAUAUACAAAACAAAUACUCAUUUCUGGAUAAUCUAUUCAGUCACGUAUGGAAAUGCAUUAUUCGAUCGAAUCUGAAGCUCAAGCUCCAACUGCGAAAUAUUCAGUGGAAGAAUGCCAAAGCAAAGCCCGGCUGUGCCUAUCAACCCACAGAAAUCGAACAGGUGGCUAAUGUUAUUACCCAUGGCAUUUGGAUAGUUCCCGCCGUUUUUGCCGUCAUCAAGCUCUUUGAGCGCUCCAACAGCUAUAGCCAAUAUUUAGUCUCAUGGGUCUAUGGCACUGCGCUCUGUAUGCUGUUCACAGUUUCCACGUUUUUUCACUGCUCUUGCUACUGUGCCGAACACAAACCGCCAAAAAAUUAUAAUGCUUGGCCCACAUUCGGCUGGCAGACGUAUCAGAGUCUAAAGAAUGUCUUGCAUCGUUGCGAUCGUGCCAUGAUCUAUGUGUUUAUUGCCGGCUCAUAUUUUCCCUGGCUGACGCUGGAGAAUACCGACCAUUCGGCUAUACUCUUCUGCAUGGAAUGGAUUAUUUGGCUAAUGGCUGCCAUUGGGAUUGCUUACCAACAACUCUAUCAUGAACGCUACAAAUGUCUGGAGACCUUCUUCUAUAUUGUCAUGGGCCUGGGUCCGGCGCUCGUAGUCAUGCUCACGGGACAUCAUUUCAAUGGCAUGCUGCAGUUGAAGUUCGGCGGUGCCUUCUAUAUACUGGGCAUUAUAUUUUUUAAGUCAGAUGGUUUGAUUCCCAUGGCGCACGCCAUUUGGCAUCUGUUCGUGGUGCUCGCCGCCGGCUGUCAUUAUUAUGCGAUUUUAGUAAACUUAUAUCCGAAUGACUCCAAUCAUUUACAAACUAGUAGCUAAGUUAAUGCUAAGUAUGGGCAUAGCUCACGGCUCACGGCUCCAAGGACCUUAUCGUUGAAUGUACUUAACUAACUGACCAACGGUUCCAUUAAUGGUAGAUGGUGACCCACCAAAACUCCAUUUGAUUACGAAUUUUUAUUUUUUUUUAGUUCUUUAUUUUAUUUUUUUUUUUUGUCAUAUUUUUUUAUGCUAGUUUUUGAGAUAAAUGAAUGUAUUCCUUCCUACCAACAACCCAUAUAAGUUACUACUCCAAAAUUAGCCAAAUUUUGUACAAAGUUUAUAGUAUUUAAAUAAUUUGUUCUUGUGUGGUAUGAGUUGGGUUUCGCAAACGGAUUUAUAUAUUGUACGAUAGCUGUAGUUCUAGAUAUAGUAAGUUAUCAAAUUUGUUAGAAUAAGGUAACGGAUUUUAAAGAUAUUCGAUAAUGAAAACGUAUCUUGUGAUCAACAUCUGCGGUCUUGCCAAAGAUUGGAAUGGAAA